Harpegnathos saltator (Jerdon's jumping ant) is the source of this 2170-nucleotide messenger RNA. RefSeq names its product protein serrate. The record is from RefSeq and is a predicted model, not a curated record. Gene Ontology annotation, cellular component: extracellular region. NCBI's taxonomy places the organism in Eukaryota, Metazoa, Arthropoda, Insecta, Hymenoptera, Formicidae. Bases 707 to 1405 code for a protein of 232 amino acids. The transcript has a single exon. Gene Ontology annotation, molecular function: chitin binding.
GACACAUAUAUUAAUUAGAUAUAUUUAAUAUCUUUCUUUUUUAAUUCAGGUAUUUUGAAAUGUCAAUUUUCGUCCGUUCCCCGUUCAAUCGUCCGUUAGCUCCUGUGACAAAACGAAUAAAAUUUUAAUAUCAAUUUUCUCACACUGAUAUUCCCCAUUUUAAAAUAGCAAUUUCUGGAAUGACACAUUUUUCUCUCCAAUUCGCUCGUCGACAAGGAUAUAACAAACAUUACUAUGACAUGAACAAAUACGUACCGCAAAAUUCCACAAGAGAAAAUUCCAGCAGAGGGAAAACAAUACGAUUGUCGCAUUAAAAAGAAAUGUCUCUUCAAUUGAAUUGAAUCCUAUUCUUUCGACUUGAAUAAACCCACCCCUUUCAAGGAGGUCAAGAGAAAGCGAUCUUGACAAAUCUUGAGGAACACCGACAUUAGAGACUUUCGUGGAAAGUUUCGGGCAACGGAGUGCAGAUAAGAGACACGAACAAUGAAACCAAAGAAUCGCGUUAUCUGUGCCUACAUGUGGCCAGAGACGCGCGACAAUGACCUUGGCUUAGAUCCUAGUUCAAACCAGCCCACGAUAACGUGGGCGACGAGUUCGUGAGGAGAUAAGAUCGAAUGAUAAAACUCGCCGCGCGUAAAUGCGCGAGCGAAAACAGUAGCGUUGCAGCGUCGACCGUGCAGCAACAACGCGAGCAGACGCGAGCGAUAUGGCGAGGUUCUUCUUCAUCUUCGCCCUGUCGUGCUUCCUGACGUACUACCUGAUCAGAGUCGCGGAGGCGCAGACGGCGGCGCCAAUCUGCCCGAAGAUCGGCACCUUCGUCGUCUACGACGGCACGUGCAAGAAUUAUUACAUAUGCGUGGACGACGGCUCGAGACUGCUGCCGGUGAUGCUCGCGUGCGCCCCCGGAGCGGUGUUCGACGAGGUCCUGAGAAAAUGCGUGGCCGGGGCGACGUGCCAGCAGACGAGCGCACCGAUCAGCUGCACAGAGGGCGGCGCCUUCGAGAUCUACGACGGCACGUGCAGGAAUUAUUACGUGUGCAUGGACGACGGCGAGAAAUUGGUCGCGGUGAUACUUUCAUGCGCCCCCACGGCCGUGUUCGACCCUGCUCAGGGCAGGUGCGUAGCCGGGGCGACGUGCUUUCAAACGACGACGACGACCACGACGACCACGACGACGACGACGACGACGACGCUGAUGCCGCCCACCACCGCGCUACCUUGCGUGCGAUACGGCAGAUUCGAGAUACCGGACGUGAACUGCAAGAGGUAUUACCUGUGCUACUGGGAUGGUACCCGUUACACCAUCAUGGGCAAUCUCACGUGCCCGAACACCCUGGUGUUCGAGCCGGCAUCGGAGAAGUGCGUGCCGCCGGCGCAGUAUCCUUGCCCGGGGUUAGUGGGAUAAACGGGUCGCGUCCCGCGUCCGCGCGCGGAUCGCGCAGGGGUUGGGAUCCGCAGGAUGCGCGCCAAGUCGACCUGGCGUCGACUUGGCGAGGAUAAUGCGCCCACGUUGGCGACCGAGCGUUGAUGGCCUAAUAAACGAGCUUGCCGAGUAAUCUGUUUCUCGAGAUAGUCGGCGAAGAUAGUCAGGCGCUGAAGACAGCUCGAUCAGUGAUGUGUUCGAGAGAAGCUGAGAAUAGGAAAUAAAACAGAAGGCACUUUUUUUUUCUCGUCUUCCUCUCUUCUCCCUUCCUCCACGAAUAGCGGGAAUAAGGAAUUGUUUGCCACUGGAAAUGCAAAGGGUGUGGAAAAAAGGGGCCAGCCAGUUAAACGGACGAGCGAGUCUCCGGCUAUCGCGCGCUUAACAGCGCGGCUUAUCGGCCGCGGCAUUAUUUUUUGAACUUAAUGGAAACAAUAAAAGUGCACAACAAUUCGUCGUUAGCGCGCGAUCCGUUAUAGGCGCGCAGCGAUUGCGGCUGUUCGCGAUUAAUUACUUUCGCGUGUUAUUAAUACGCGAGCUAUAAUCGAGCCCGUGCGACAAUCGAGGGCGCGCGCGUUACCUUGUUAAAGAUUAUUAAAUGCCGCAAAUAUCAAUUUCCCUCUCCCACCGCGGCGCAAAAGCCGCGAGACGGGCCGUUCGGCGGGCAGCAUUGUCGGGAUAAUUAUUGGAAAUUGCGCCAACGCGUAGUAAUUGUAAAUAUUUGUCUCGUGUGAAUAAUAACUACAGCCU